AUGCACAAUCACCUUGAUUGUGAUUAUUGUCAGAUAAAAUACUUCAGUGCUAUAGUGGCUUGCUCAAAUGAGUCUGAAGCAAUUGGAAGUGACACUUUUGGCUCUUAUACGGAACAAGAAGAUGAACUUCUUCUUCAAGAACUGGGAAAGAAGACAAAACUGCGUGAUGAAAAUCCUAUCAAUCUCUUUGGCCUGCCAUCUUUUGAUGUCAUUGCUGUUCGGGGCUGUAGUUGGUUCCCAGCUAUAUCCAUCAUUAAAGCUAGAAGUUCUGGUCUACUUGAUAUAUUGAUUGUGCUUUCUAACUCUUUGUAUUCCGCUAAGGAUGAGAAUUCCCAGUUGAAAGCCAUUGAUUUUGGCUUAUUAGAUUUUGCCAAACCAGAUGAGAGGCUUAAUGAUAUUGUUGGAAGCGCAUACUACGUCACCCUUGAGGUUCUACAUAGAACUUAUAGUACAGAGCCUGAUGUUUGGAGUAUAGGUGUAAUAUCAUAUAUUCUUUUAUGUGGUAGUCGCCCAUUUUGGGCACGGACUGAGUCUGGGACUUCUCGGGCGGUGUUGAAAGCUGAUCCCAGUUUUGAUGAAGCACUUUGGCCUUCUUUAUCUCUUGAAGCAAAUUAUGUUGUUAAACGCUUGUUGAACAAGGACCCUCAGAAAUGA
This is a messenger RNA of Prunus persica (peach), 654 nucleotides long. Its product is annotated as CDPK-related kinase 2. The transcript is spliced from 5 exons. Gene Ontology annotation, biological process: peptidyl-serine phosphorylation; protein autophosphorylation; intracellular signal transduction. Gene Ontology annotation, cellular component: cytoplasm; nucleus. Bases 1 to 654 code for a protein of 217 amino acids. Gene Ontology annotation, molecular function: ATP binding; calmodulin binding; calcium/calmodulin-dependent protein kinase activity. The record is from RefSeq and is a predicted model, not a curated record. NCBI's taxonomy places the organism in Eukaryota, Viridiplantae, Streptophyta, Magnoliopsida, Rosales, Rosaceae.